AUGGCCUCAGUCGAGGCGCCGUUCACAGAGAAGUCGGCAACGGUGUUAUGGCAGGCCUAUCACCGUCCACGUGCACAGCGCAAGACAAUUGUCCUGUCAGUGGUCGCCUUGAUCUUCGUCUUUUACAUGCUUCACUCGUCUUCAAAACUAGAGCUAGGGCGAGAGCGAGAGCUGGAGCUGGAGCUAACAACCCGCCAGCGACCUGAACCCAACUUCUGGACCAAAUUUCCCUCACAACCUCCUUUCCCUGAGCGCCCCGAAGAUGCUCAGGUGAUUCUCCCUCCCCGGACAGAUAUCAAUGUCAACCAGACCCUGCCGCACGACCUAAGCAAGCCCAAUCCGCGCCUGCAUUUACUCGUCCCGGCCUCGCAAGGCUCGCGUGGAGUAUGUCGCACGCUCACAUCGGCUAUGAUAUUAGGAUACCCGCCCCCAACGCUGCUUGGAUACGGCCAUGACGCACCGGGGGCGACGGAGACAGAGCGCAUGGUGGAGCACAUCACCCGUGCACGGAAUUACCUCCGCGACAGCAAGAUCGUGCAUGACCGCGACUUUGUCUUGAUGGUCGAUGGACUGGAUACGUUCUUCCAACUGCCGCCACAGGUCCUGAUAAAGCGAUUUCAGAACCUCAUCCGGGCCAAUAACCAGAAACUGCAGGCGAAGUUUGGGUUCGCCGGCUUGGAGGGCCGGCCUGUGUCCGAGAAAGUACAGAAAUAUACCCAGCGUGUGCUGUUUGGUGCGAGCAAGAUAUGCUUCCCGGGAUUGCAGGACGACCCCGGCUGCGCUUCUGUCCCCGACUCUACUCUGCCUCCGGACGUGUAUGGCUGGAAGACGGACUCCUAUCCAGAUGGGCACCUGAACCGACCCAAGUGGUUGGAUCCCGGAGCGGUAAUUGGCCAAGCAGCCGAUGUACGACUGAUCUACGAUGAAGUGCUGCGACUACUUGAUCAGCGCGCGAAGAAGUCUAGUGACUACCAAGCCCUAACCCAGAUCUACGGACGACAAGAAGUAAUCCGAGAACUGGAGCGACGCCGCACAACCAACGGCGUCAAGGACUGGGUCUACCGGCGACUAGGCAUAUCCGACGCAGCCAACAUCACAGGGAUAAGCCUCCGACUGGAAACAGGCCACAGAUACGAGUACGGCAUCGGCGUGGACUUUGAAUCGGAACUCUUCUUCAACCAGAUCAUGUCCCGCAACGACGUGGAAUGGGUCAAAUACAACAACAUCACCAAAAUGUCCAUGCUGCAAGCCCAACACGGCGUGCCGCGCGAACACCGCCUGCUCCUCCCAACUGACAUAUCAGCCCUCCCAAACCCAUACAACCAAUCCCGCUUCGCAAAGGAAUCAACCCUCCGUCCAGUCUGGAACGCCACACUUGACAAACUUCCCAACCCCCACAACAUCUCCUGGCACAACAGCCCUCUAAUGACAAACGUCCACUCAGGCCACAUCCCAGCCCUAAUCCACCUGAACGGCGACAGCAAACUCCGCAACGGAUGGUGGGAGAAAAUGUGGUUCUACCCCUGGGCGCGCGCCCUGCUCCGCAAAUACGUCCGCGGCGCACACGGCUUCGACGCAGCCCAAUCUGCACUGCUCGGCGGGCAGGAUUGGCUGGAGGUGCGGGGUGGUCGGGGUGGGAUCUGGACCGACGAUGAGAAUUGGAUUACCCUUGCUGAGGUUUGCAAUGGACAGGAAAGGGAUUUGUUCGAUGAUGGACUUGGGCUUUGGUCCAAGGAGGUUGAUGACCCCGAUGAGCCGGUUUACAAUCAGUAUGGGAAUCUGAUUUCGGGCAAGGAGGCUCCGGAGCGGGAUACGUUGUUUUUGUAG
Penicillium nucicola is the source of this 1827-nucleotide messenger RNA. RefSeq names its product glycosyltransferase domain-containing protein. The transcript is spliced from 2 exons. The coding region runs from base 1 to 1827 and encodes 608 amino acids. The record is from RefSeq and is a predicted model, not a curated record. Lineage: Eukaryota; Fungi; Ascomycota; Eurotiomycetes; Eurotiales; Aspergillaceae.